UUUUAGCAUAUUAAUGUAUUUAUAAAUCUCAAAUUAUUUAAAUUCUAUGUUGAAAAAUGAAAUGGUGUAUUAAACGUUGUUCACAUGCUACCUACUAUUUACACUCGUGUUUCAUAUUUACAAAAUCGUUAAUGUUUAGCAAGUUAAUACUCCUUACAAAUAUUUGUCGAAAUAUUAAGAGUGUGCUCAUCUCAAUGUCUCGGGUUAAAUCCUGUUAUAUGCUAACAAUUCUUCUGUUGGGCCAAUCCAUAUAGACUUUGCUUACAGAUUUUUAUCGAAAUAUAAAAUAUUACACAAUUAUUUUUCAAAACAAACACAUAAAAUUAUGUAAUUUGUAAAAUUUUAAAUAGAUUCCUUAAAAAUUGGCACAUGCCUGUGGCAUGCAUGGUACGGAGUCUACAGACUAGUAUUAAUAGUUUUAGCGAAAGGAUUAAUGAGGCCCUACAUUUUUAUUGACAAAAUUGGUGAUUUAUGCUGAUGAUAAAUGUGUUUACAAUACAUGCAUUAAGCACUUUCCUCGACUCUUUCAUUACAUAUACACUAUAUAUUCAGACUCUUUAGCUCUAAAUUAUUGAUAUAUUUGAACUUCUCUCUUCCUUGUUAACAUGAAGAUGAGCACUACCUCUCCACUUUUCUCCCUUUUAAUCAUUGCCAUUUUGUUCUUAUCUCUAACAGCUUUUGGGGCUAAUACUCUUCACCCGGACGAAAAGAAAGCUCUUGAAGAUAUAGCUAAAUCACUUGGUAAGAAGGAUUGGAACUUCGACAUAGAUCCAUGCAGCAACAAACCUAACUGGUUUACGCCUCCCAUAACUCCCAAAACCAAAGUUGUAGAAAAUAAUGUCACCUGUGACUGCUCUGUUCCUGGUGACAACUUCUGCCAUGUUAUUGCAAUAACUUUGAAAGGCCAAAAUCUCCCCGGCACUCUCCCGCCAGGACUGACCAGGUUGCGUUACCUUCAAAUUAUUAACCUCUCUCGCAACUACUUGAAUGGUACAAUUCCGAGACAAUGGGGCUCCAUGAUGAAUAUCAGUAAAAUUGCUCUUCCCGGAAACCGAUUAACGGGUUCAAUACCAGCUGAGAUUUCAAACAUAUCUACUCUCCAAAUUUUGGAAUUACAUAACAAUCAAUUGUCUGGAAAGCUUCCUCCUGAGCUUGGGCAUCUAACCCAAAUUCAAACGCUGCGACUUUCCUCUAACUUUUUUACUGGAGAGCUACCUAUGACAUUCGUCAAGCUCACUUCAUUACAAGAAUUCCGAAUUGAGGACAAUCAAUUCUCUGGAAAGAUACCUGAUUAUAUUCAGAACUGGACAAGUAUUAAUAAGCUAAUGAUUCAAGGAAGUGGAUUAAGUGGGCCUAUUCCUUCUGGAAUUUCACUUUUGAGAAAAUUAACAGACUUGAGAAUUAGUGAUUUGGAUGGAUCUGAAGUACCUUUGCCACAACUUAAUAGUAUGACAAAUUUAAAUACUCUGGUUCUAAGGAACUGCAACAUCAGUGGAGAACUGCCUGAUUAUCUUGGGACUAUGACAUUAUUAAAACACUUGGACCUCAGCUUUAACAAGUUAAGUGGAAAAAUUUCAAGUACCUAUACUACCAUGAAAAGUUCAAAUUUCAUAUUUUUAACUGGAAAUCUUCUCACUGGCCCCGUGCAUCGUUGGAGACAAUAUGUUGACACAGAUCUUUCAUACAAUAACUUCAGCAUCAGCCAAGUGAAUCAAAGAUGUCACAAUGACAAAUUGAACUUGUUUUCUACCUCAUGGGCACACAAUGACAUAGCAACAGUUUCGUGUUUGAGAUUUGAAUGUCCCAAACCCUCCCACUCCCUUUAUAUAAAUUGUGGUGGAAAGCAUGCAACAGUCAACAAAACAAGUUAUGACGAAGAUUCAGACUUACCUGGACCAGCUAGAUUCCAUGUCAGUUCAAAAAGAAAUUGGGCAUUUAGCACCACUGGUGAAUUCUUAGAAAGUAAUGAACUUCCGUUAAAUUAUUCCCCUCAAAAUAUAGCUAAACUUACUAUGGUGGAUGCUGAAUUGUACAUGAAUGCACGUGUUUCUCCUAUUUCUUUGACAUAUUAUGGGUUUUGCCUGGCAAAUGGAAGCUACACGGUAAAUCUACAUUUUGCUGAAAUAAUGUUCACAGAAGAUCAAACUUAUGCUAGUCUUGGAAGGCGUGUAUUUGAUAUCUACCUCCAGGGGAAGGCAGUGCAAAAGGACUUCAAUAUUGCCAAAGAAGCAGGAGGAGUUGGUAAGAAAAUCAUAAAACAGUUCAAUGAUGUUGUUGUUUCUAGUAAUACUUUGGAGAUCCGUUUAUAUUGGGCUGGAAAAGGAACACAGUCUCUGCCAAAUAAAUCAAUAUAUGGUCCUCUUAUAUCGGCUAUAUCAGUGGAAUCUGAUUCUCCACCUGGAAGAAUAUCUGUAAGAGCUUUGGUUGGAAUUGUGGUUGCAGCAACAAUUAUUAUCAUUCUUGUAUUCGGUAUACUUUGGUGGAAAGGAUGUUUUGUAAAGAAAAACUCAUUGGCAAGAGAACUGAAGAGUUUAGACCUACCAACGGGUUUAUUUACCUUAAGGCAAAUCAAAGCAGCAACAAACAACUUUGAUAAUUCCAAUAAGAUUGGAGCAGGAGGAUUUGGUCCUGUCUACAAGGGAUGUUUAUCCAACGGGACACUGAUUGCAGUCAAGCAACUUUCUUCUAAAUCAAGGCAGGGAAAUCGUGAGUUUUUAAAUGAGAUAGGCAUGAUUUCUGCAUUGCAACACCCUUAUCUUGUUAAACUCUAUGGUUGUUGUGUGGAGGGAGAUCAGUUGUUGCUGAUAUAUGAAUACUUGGAAAACAAUAGCCUUGCUCGUGCUUUAUUUGGUCCAGAGGAAGAACAAAUAAAAUUAGACUGGUCUAUACGGCAGAAGAUUUGUGUUGGUAUUGCUAGAGGUUUGACAUACCUACAUGAAGAGUCAAGACUGAAGGUUGUUCACAGGGACAUCAAGGCUACUAAUGUGUUGCUUGACAAGGAUCUCGACCCUAAGAUAUCUGAUUUUGGUUUGGCCAAACUUGAUGAGGAGGAUAAUACUCACAUUAGCACUAGAAUUGCUGGGACAUAUGGAUAUAUGGCUCCUGAAUAUGCAUUGCAUGGUUAUUUGACCGACAAAGCAGAUGUUUAUAGUUUUGGAGUUGUUGCCUUGGAAAUCGUUAGUGGAAGGAGCAACACCCUUUAUCGGACAAAGGAGGAAGCAUUCUAUCUUCUUGAUUGGGCACAUAUGUUGAAAGAGAGAGGCGACCUAAUGGAGCUAGUAGACAGAAGAUUAGGUUCAGAUUUCAACAAAAAGGAAGCUAUGGUGAUGAUCAAUGUGGCUCUCCUAUGCACGAAUGUCACUUCAAACCUUAGGCCCUCCAUGUCGUCGGUGGUAAGUAUGCUUGAAGGAAGGAUUGUGGUUCCAGAGUUUGUUUCAGAUUCAAGUGAAGUAAUGGAUGAAAAGAAGAUGGAAGCAAUGAGGCAGUAUUACUAUCAUACGGAAGAAAAUAAGAUAAGCAAGUCACCAUCACAAAUUCAGAGUUUAUUAAAUGAUGGGUCAUGGACUGCUACUUCUUCAUCAGGUGUAGACCUUUAUUCUGUCCACCCUGAUUCUUCCUAUUGGGAGAAAAGAAAUUAAGACUGUUUGUAUAUAAGCAAGUAAUUGCAAUUGCUACCUUGAUCUCCAACCACUGUGUCUUGUGAUGAAACUGUGAUCCAUAUCUUCAAAACUGAGUACUACUUCCGCCCAUAUUUAUAAGCUGUUUGAAAUUUUUUACAUAUAUUAAAAGUGGUAAUGUAAUUCAUUAACAUUUAUAUUGUGUGUAAACUUAUUUCUAAAUUUCUAUUUGUCUAUAAAGAUGUUUAAUAUUGAUGUUUGGGUUUCAAUAGUGUGUACUUCAUAGUGGGGUUCUAGAGUUUUAGGUCCCUAGAACCUUCUAUUGGAAGACAUGUGUCUCGUAGGUCAAAUGUUGAGAGGUCAUUGGUCCUUCUUGCUCCGAGGAAUGUUUUGGGCCUUUCUCUCUUUGGAGCUUUGAAAUGGGGUCGUCGGCCUAGAUGGGAAUAAUAGCCCUCUUGAGCCAGGUCAACAUUGUCGAAGCAUGGCUUACAGUCAAGGUUGUUUCUCAAUAUGCGUGUCAAACUUCACCUCGUGGACUAUUGGCGAGUAUAUAAUUUUUCUAACCGGCCUUAGCCUUUCUCAGCUUUUUCAUAUUCUUUUCAUUCUGACAUGUUAGAAUGUGAUGAAACUUUAUGGGUUAUGUCGCCUUGCCUUCUUGCCACACAAUACAUAUGGUUUAUAGCGUGAUGGCAUGUGAAUAGGUGUGGUAUGAUUGUUUCCUAGAAAUAUUUUAGUAAUCCUUGUUGACAUGAUACCAAUUUAGUAGUAGAUGCACAGGCUCAUGGAUCUAUGAUUCUGGCUUGUUAGAUUUUUUUCCUUUCUUCUUAUCUUCCUCGUCUAAAGUGUAUAAUCAAAAAGAAAGGAAAAACACGUAAUAGAAUAGUGGAUAACAUAAUAAGAGAACAAAAUGAAACAAGUUCCCUCGUUCUGGGGAUGAUUGUUACCCAUAUCCCUCUUCCCUCUAUAAAUGGUUGACUAGGGGGAAGGUUUUGAUUUGGGGUGAUCCGUGAUGUAACAGAUUUCUUGCUUGAGAUUCAGUACAACUCCUUUCAAUCUAAUCUCUUUUAUACAAUCCCCUAAGACCAUUGAGGUCUUUACUAAAUUCCUUUAAAACUUUAAAUUCGGAUAUAUCAUAGUCUAGCCUCAUACUAAUAAUGCUCAUCGGAUCAUAUGUAAAAUUGGGGUAACAUUGAUGAGGUCGUCUGUGAAUCAUUGUUUCCCCGCUAUUAGAGACAUGCACAUUUUCACAAAAUGGAACUGGGCAUAUUAUUUGGUGAAUUGGGCCUUUAUGA
Messenger RNA from Vicia villosa (hairy vetch), 4909 nucleotides. RefSeq names its product probable leucine-rich repeat receptor-like serine/threonine-protein kinase At3g14840. Lineage: Eukaryota; Viridiplantae; Streptophyta; Magnoliopsida; Fabales; Fabaceae. Gene Ontology annotation, biological process: protein phosphorylation. The coding region runs from base 606 to 3638 and encodes 1010 amino acids. The record is from RefSeq and is a predicted model, not a curated record. The transcript is spliced from 24 exons. Gene Ontology annotation, molecular function: protein kinase activity; ATP binding; protein binding.